CCCAGGGACGGUCUUCAGAACUUCUCACAUGAGCUCACUGACAAAGUUUAUGAGCUCAUAAAAAGUCACAACAUCCCACAGGCUCUUUUUGUGCCAGCUGGCAAGAGCGUGUCUGACUCUAUUCUUUUGAAGCUGAAGACAGGAUUGAAUGCUUCUGAAGAAUCUAGGGAGUUUCCAUCUGACCUUGUAUACUCCUUUGCUACGGAGUCAAUAAAACGUCUGCUACAACAGAUUGUCUUCUGGCUUCCUCCACCAUCACAAGGAUCCGAUUUCUGCCAAACUAUCAUCUCUGAUGAUUCUCUGCAGGAAACAAGUUGGCUUAUGCCGAGCUCUUCUGCCAUCUCCGUUAGUUCCUCACAGGUUUACUUUGACACAAAGAGCCUUUUCACCAAUAUAAUGGUCGAUCAGGUCAUGGAUACCUGUUCUGUGGCCUCCAAUUCAUCAGAAGAAUUAUCAGAGUUGAUGAACAUAAUCAAUGGGUUGUCCCCAACUGAUGCUGGAACACUUGACUCUGACAGACCGGCUCUCAUGACCACUAGCCGUCAGUCUAGUUCCAAAUCAUUGCCUGGACCCUCUCUGUCUGGCAGCAGCACACACAACGGUGGAACUGUGGAUAUUCAAGUUUUAGGAGAGGUGGAAUCCAAGAUGGACAACAAAGAUCUGGAGAUGUCUAGUGCCUCUGUGCAUCCAUCAACUCCAUCAGCCAUGGACUCUGAUACACAUGCAUCAUUUGACUCCACUAGCAAUGACUACACCUCUUUGGUACUUUUACUGAUUGUUAGAUUGCUGUCAAUGAUCACCCCUAUCACAUUACUGGAAUCCUCUGACAUUGGUGAAACAUCAAGAGUUCUCACAAAGAGGAUUCUGUCUGAGUUCUGUGGCACCUCAGGCCUUGAACCAACUCAAGCCUACCCCCAGAAUCUGAAAAUCAAAAAGAUUUUCAAGGCUGUCUACAAGGGGCUUCUUCAAGAAUUUGGGUCAGAGAAGAUGCUCCAGGUUGCAAUGAAGUCAACGGAUUAUGCAUUUGACGAUGCCCUGGUCAAAUCAUUAACUAGGGAACUACUAGCUAAAUGCAAUGAGGCUAGCUCUUCACCUCCCUCCAUGACACAGUUGUCAUCACACAAUGUACUUGGCAGUGACGAGGUAGGUAAUUCUGGGAUUCCAACAACUUGUAGAAAGGAAAAGAAGAGAGGAAGAUUCAGCGCUCUCUGUGGACUCAACCCAAAGUGUACAAAGAAGGUCAACAAGAAGAACCACUGCACUCCAACACCUUCCCAGAACCAGACCCCUGCCGUCAGUGAAACAGAGUGAUCUUCCUUGGCCUCAUCACAUGUCUCAGUUGCUCCUCCUUUGGAGGGAGGGGGACACCACCACGGGACAGCCCCUACACUUAUCGCUAGAGAUCGAACUUCAGACUCCCUCCAAAACCACUGAACCCUUCAACACACCGAGAGAGUUUAUGAUGCACACCCUUAGAGGGCGCCGGAACAGGAUAACUCCCUCCACCAUCACAAAGACACAGAGGAGGAUGAACUAUCCAAUACCCAGUGAGAGAGAACGAGUGACCUCAGUCGAACACAGCCAGAAAGAGGAGGUGGAAGAGGCCUUCGAUAGAGGAGGAGGUUACCCCAGAGGCCAUUCCUCCUGUUCAUGUGAGCAAGAAAGAGCAGAAGGCUUCUGAUCAGCCAAAUGGCAGGCAGAGGGAGAGGUCAUAGUGAUUCACACCCACAGAGAAAGACAACCCACACAAGCUCUUGGUUGAGAUGAACCACACAGAGGUAGAGGCAGAGGGCUUUCAGCGCUAGCCAGUCAGCCUGCCUGCUCUAAAUCCUCAAGUCAAUUGUAUUUAAAUUCAUGUUCAUUAAAGAUUUUUAUUCAAUAAUUGAAAAGUCCCAUUUACUUAAUGAUCAUUUUUCACUGUCUUCAACCCUCAAGAACCAGGGUUAGUCUGGGUCACCCUUUUACUGGGCAAACAGAACUUGCAUAUCGUCAAAGACUAGGCCGAAACGUUAAUCUUUUAACCUUGCUUGAAUAAAACAAUGCAUUUUUUAUAGUGAGCAAGAGUUGGGCUUUUUCCUUUUCUAUGAUGA
Messenger RNA from Oncorhynchus kisutch (coho salmon), 2090 nucleotides. RefSeq lists its product as uncharacterized. The coding region runs from base 322 to 1311 and encodes 329 amino acids. Lineage: Eukaryota; Metazoa; Chordata; Actinopteri; Salmoniformes; Salmonidae. The record is from RefSeq and is a predicted model, not a curated record. The transcript has 3 exons.